CAAUUGUGAUGUUUUAUUGCAAUGUACUCGAAAUGAACAAACUCUCCUACUCUGCCUGCCCUGCGUCCGCGACGGGAGCCCGACCGCACCCACGACUGCCAAGCCCCACGGGAGCCCGGCGACUACGGCGGCUCACGCCGGCCGGCUCGCUGCCCUCCUCCUGACCUCUCGUCCGCCUGCCUUCCUCGUUCCGGUCUGCCGUAACUUUUGCCGCGACUGAACAACGCGACCGACGGCGGUGCUCCCUCUCGGCGCAGCUCGUACCUCGGAGUUAGGAUGAAGUCUAAGACGAACAGGGGCAUGCAGAAGGCAGGAAGAGUAGAUCAUCUCCAAGGAGGAGGACCAAACUGGAUUCUUGUUGCCGGAGGAGUUUUACUAAGCACUCUCUCCGUCAAACUUGGAUGCAAAUUAAAGCAAAUGUUUGAUACGAAGGAGCAGAAUGGCUUUUCCAAAGCCGAAAGUAGGCCUAGAGGAUGUGAAUUGCACUCAAACCUAUGCAGGUUUCGUGGCCAAACUAGCUGCUACUAUUGUAUUUCAGGGCAUUCAGAUGGUGGAGUGGAAGUCAAGCAUCCUCCUGCAAGUCCAUCAAAAUCAGCUGAACCCUCGCUUCCACUUGUGAAAAUACCAGUGCAAGAAUCAAGCAAGGACAACAGUGGCGUCAUGUGGAUAUCAUCACCUGACCGCCUUGAAGAUCCUCGUAAACCAUUUCAGUACUCAAACAGUUCUGGCUCUCCACGUGUUUCAGAGUCAGGAUCUAACAUUUAUAGCAAGAGAGAGGUCAUACAGAAGCUGAGGCAGCACCUGAAGAGACGUGAUGAGAUGAUCAUGGAGAUUCAAGCUCAGAUUGCUGACCUUAAGAACUCUCUUGCCAUCCAGGAGAACCAGUCGUCUAAUUUGCAGUCUCAGCUGGAGUCUGCUAACCGAGAUAUAUUUGAUUCUGAGCGAGAGAUCCAGCAUCUGAGGAAGAUCAUCACAGACCAUUGUGUUGGCGAAGCACUCUCUCACGAUAAGCCGUUGCAUGUUGGACACUGGCAGUCAGAUGCCACCAAUGGGCAUGCUAAUGGCUACGCCAAUAGCAGCGUCGGUGACCCUGAGCUGCAUUUUAUUGGUAUUGGGAGGAAGAAAGAAGAGUUAGAGAGGAUGGAGAUGCUCAAGAGGGAGGUGGGUGAGCUGAAGGAAGUUAUCGGAGGGAAAGACUUCUUGCUUCACAGCUACAAGGAGCAGAAGGUCGAGCUCUGUUCUCAGAUCAGGGAAUUGCAGGAAAAACUCUCGUCGCAUGUGCCGAACAUAUUGUAGGAUCUUCUGGUAAUGUUCGUUUGCCAAAGGAGCAGCAGCUGUAGCCCUGUUCCCAUGCGGUCUUGCACCACUGGUUUGCAGGAAAAUCUGUCGGUGCACAGGCCGAACAUCCUAGGAUAUUUGCAGAAUGUUAGGUUGAUUGGUUUCUUUCUUUCUUGGCCAUAUUGUUAGGUUGGUUUGCUUCAGUUCCCGCCCUCUGUUGCUUGGAAUUACAAAGGGUUUCUUUGCUCAGUUGCUGGACCUAGGGUAGCUAAAUUAAUGGGAAGUUGAUACUCCAGACUUACGGUGCUGUACAGUUUUUCUUUUUAUGGUUUGCAGACACCUCUGUGUGAUGUUUAGAGAAAUAUUCUUUUUCCUUUCUAAUGUGUGGUCGUUGACAUUUCUA
Triticum aestivum (bread wheat) is the source of this 1681-nucleotide messenger RNA. RefSeq lists its product as uncharacterized. The record is from RefSeq and is a predicted model, not a curated record. NCBI's taxonomy places the organism in Eukaryota, Viridiplantae, Streptophyta, Magnoliopsida, Poales, Poaceae. Bases 277 to 1296 code for a protein of 339 amino acids. The transcript is spliced from 4 exons.